This is a messenger RNA of Penicillium waksmanii, 651 nucleotides long. RefSeq names its product glutathione S-transferase family protein. NCBI's taxonomy places the organism in Eukaryota, Fungi, Ascomycota, Eurotiomycetes, Eurotiales, Aspergillaceae. The record is from RefSeq and is a predicted model, not a curated record. The transcript has a single exon. The coding region runs from base 1 to 651 and encodes 216 amino acids.
AUGUCUCUCAAGCCCGUCACUCUCUAUGCCCACGGUCCCGGCCCCAACCCAUGGAAGGUUGUUAUUGUCCUCGAGCAGCUGGGCAUCCCUUAUGAAACGAAGGAAGUCGCCUUCCCGGAUAUGAAGAAGGAACCCUUCGAGUCCAUCAACAUCAAUGGCCGAGUCCCCGCAAUUGAAGAUCCCAACACUGGCAUCACCCUUUGGGAAUCCGGCGCUAUCCUGGAAUACCUCGUCGAGACCUAUGACAAGGAGCACACCAUUAGCUUUGCCUCCGGCUCGCAGGACUACUUCCUCGCCAAGCAGUGGCUGCAUUUCCAGAUGAGCGGCCAGGGUCCUUACUUUGGCCAGGCUGUCUGGUUCACCCGUUACCACCCAGAGCAAAUUGAGAGCGCCAAGGAGCGAUACUACAAUGAAAUUCGCCGUGUCUCGGGCGUGCUGGACCGCGCCCUGAAGGGCAAGGAAUACUUGGUCGGUGAAAAGUGGAGCUAUGCCGAUCUUUCUUUUAUUCCUUGGUUCGGUAUUCUCGACUUCCUGGGUAUCAGCAUCUCCGAGUACCCCAACCUUGGGGCUUGGUUGGACCGUCAGAAGGCUAAGCCCUCUGUUGCGACAGCCCUGGAGGGCCGCAAUGCUGCGAUGGCUGCUCUAUCAUAG